Molecule: messenger RNA, 1302 nt
Organism: Pisolithus orientalis
Lineage: Eukaryota; Fungi; Basidiomycota; Agaricomycetes; Boletales; Pisolithaceae
Exons: 11
Coding region: 1-1302 (433 amino acids)
Molecular function (GO): protein binding
Source: RefSeq, a predicted model, not a curated record
AUGGAAGACAAUUGCAUAAUAUUUCAUCCACAACGACUCGAACUCCAGGGACGUGGCAGUAUAUCCCGGGGUGCACCGACGCAGAAUAUCUAUAUCAACAGAGACAGACAUAUGAGUCUGCAACCUAGUGCCCCACAACUUCGCGUUCCCUUGCAAAUCGGACGAGAGGUGCGGUGGUAUUCGAGCUGGAACCUACCGGUACAUGUGUUUUUAAUGCUCCUCUGUCCCAAGACAAAACUUAAGGUCUGGGCCGCUGCCCUCAAUGCAUACGAUGAACAAGAGUUCCUCAAGUCUAUCGAGCUGUUCUCGCAAUUCGCGGAUUCAAGCAAGAUUCUAACCAACAUGGGUCUCAUAUACGCUACCAUCGGUGAACAUGAAGUGGCCAUUGAGUACUUCAAUGCUGCUACCAAUCUCGAUGAGUUCCUUGCCGUCGCGUAUUUUCAGUGCGGCGCGUCGAAUUUCCUCCUCGGUCGCUAUGAUGCUGCUUGCGCGAACUUCCAGAACACACAUCUCUAUCUUCGCGGAAAUCAAUUCAUAAAUUAUGAGCAGUUGGGCCUAAAAUUCAAACUAUUCUCUGCCGAGGUUUUGUUCAACCGGGGCUGCACUGAGGGUAUGAAUGACUUAGAGCAGGCUAGGAAGGAGAAAGUGACCACUGAGCACGACGUUAUCGAUGAUGCAAUUCGGGAUCGAGGCGAACGAUGCACUGUAUUCAGCAUCCCCGUUGGUGUGCUGUGCCGUCCUCCAGAAAAUAAGCUUAAGAAUAUCAAAUCAAAAGAUUACCUGGGGAAAGUCAAACUAGUGGUUGGGAGUAACAUCGACGAUGUGUACAUCGUAUUUUCUGGAGUGACAAAGCUCAAUCGAAAGUCUGGUCCCAAUAAAAAUUUUCCGCUUGAGUCAAACUCGAACACUAGUCCUACGGCGGACCCACUUGGUGCUCUGAAGCAAAGGCUCACUGCAUUCAUACUUCGCAUCGGAUCUGCAAAACUGAGCCCAUCUCUCGAACCUUCCAAGCCCAUAAGCGAUGUCCCGGGAACGCAAACUGACGACCUUACUGAAGUGCCUGAUGGUGAACGUGGGCGUGAAUACCCAUCUCGUGCCUCCGUGGCAUCUCUUGAAAUUUCGAAGACCUCAUGGACUACUUCUCGUCUCUCAAUUGUUCCCUACCACACGACGAUUCCUGGGUCUGACUCUCAAGCGCACUCACGACAGGGUUUGGUACAAGCGGAAGAGGUUGUGCAACUUAAUACACUGAUGCCUAAAGUGACGAAUCGACGAGAGGCUAACGUGAUACGAUAUGUUUGA